UUGUGUAGUCACAUUUUGUAGUUUGGCAGCACGGCUGUAGGCAUUCGUUGACUUACCCGUGUGUUGGGCUUUUUAACUUGGACAUAAGGUUUAAGCUCGGUUGUGAUCACUUCUUAGGGUUUUAUUUUAGAAUACGUUGACUGUACAGCUGCUGGAUCACCAUGUUUUAUCCACAGCCGUGAGCGAUCGUCCUGAACAGUAGCAGGACCAUGGCAAGCAGCACACGCGUUGUCGUUGUGGCCGUGGCGUUCACGGUCGUGGCAACGUUUUACUCUUUAAGCGAGCUCCAUCGUAUGAGCGCGCUUCAUACAGACACGCACACCUUUGCUACGCACACGGGCGACAACCGCGUCCUUCUAGGAGGUUCAACACACACGACAACCUCGGUUGGCGUCCCCACCACUUCCGCAGCUUCUCCCGUAGCUUCUCCCGUAGCUUCUGUUUCUCCGACCAGUGGAGGAAGCGCAUCUACCUCAACUGCUUCUCCGAGGGGGGAAAGCACGUCACAGCACAAGUGCUUCACUUACGAGCAUACAGAGCUAUGGGGUGAUGUCGUUGCAUGGGGGACAACCAAUAAGAAGAACUCUGCGGGCGAAUGCUGCCAGGCUUGUCUCAACCACCGGCCUCAAGGCGAUGAGCCCGAUUGCAACGUAUGGGUCUACUGCGGGAAUCAACAGCUUUGCGGCGCGCAGUAUCAGCAGUGCUGGCUCAAGCACCUGGCCCAUCCGGAGGCUAGCAAACCUGCCAAGCAAGGGCCAAAUGUGUACUGGACUUCAGGCACGGUUGACGUGGAUAUCAAUUCAGACCCUGGCGCUGAGCUCGAGAAGGCUCAGGUUACUGGAUCUCCACGCCUGUUCCAUACCAUUACGUCAGCUCAAGGCUCGGCGGUGCACUGGCAAGUCCGCAUCCACUACUACUGGUGGAAGAAGCGGAAGGCUGAGUGUGAGAAGGCGGGGAAAUGUGAGAUGGGCGGCUUCACACGUCUGCUCCACAGCGGCGCUGCUGACGACCUUAUGGAUGAGCUGCCGACAGUCGUGGUGGACCCGCUGCCACAGAGCAUGGUGGAGCACUCGUGGUAUGUCGUGCUCAACAGGCCGUAUGCGUUCGUGCAGUGGACGCAGAAGGUAAAGAUUCCGGAGAAGUACGUGCUGAUGAGCGAACCGGAUCACAUUUUUCUGCGCCCAAUGCCUAACUUCAUGCGGGGUGACGCGCCAGCGGCUUUCCCGUUCUUCUACAUCGAGCCCGCCAAGUCUGAGAAUGCGCAUAUCACACGCAAGUUUGCUGGGAAUAUCAGCCAGAAGCAGCUGGAGGAGAUCGCACCUAUUGGCAACAGCCCCACAUUCAUGACCUUCGACGACAUGAAGCGUGUGAUGCCCACCUGGAUGAAUGUCUCCAUUGCUGUGUUCAAGGACCAGGAGGCCAACUCGGUAUGGGGCUGGGUACAGGAGAUGUACGGCUUCACAAUCGCCUUGUGGCUCAACGGUGUUAAGCACGUCGACCUGUUCUUGCACAUGAUGGCACAGCCGCCAUGGGACCAGGAGAUGCAGAUGGGCAACGGCAAGCCCUUCUAUAUCCUUCAUUACACGUACGGCAUGGACUACAAGCUGACGGGCGAGUUUACCCCUGGCAAGUUUGGCGAAUGGCGGUUCGAUAAGCGCACUUACAGCAGCCGCCCACCACCACGCCACCUGGGCGACCCGCCCAAGAAUAUGAAGAACGAUCUUGUACGCACGCUCAUCAACUCAAUCAACGAAGGUUCGGCAGCUCUGCCUUGUUGGGAUAUCUAUGCGGAGACGGGCAAGGCGUCUUACGAUUGUGAAGAGAUGAAGACUUUGCCGGAUCCACGCUUCAAGAAAGAUGGCAAAGCAGUCGCUUGAGACCGUUGGUAUGUUUUAGCGGGCUGACAUGAUGGCGAUCAUUUAUCACAUCCUUGAGUUCGUGAUCUAGGGUUACGGCGCGUGGGUGACUUGGGGGGCUUGCCUGUAGCAUUAGCAAUAGCUUGCUGACAAGAAGUGAACAGGGCAAUGGUAAGAAGGAAAUUUGGCGAUCACCAUGCACACGGGAUUAUCGAGUUUUAUCGCUGGGCUUAACAUAUAACUGGACCACGUAAAUGGUGAAGUUUUUGACCGUAAGUGUACAGUUUCUUUUAGUACAUGCUGGCCUGCCCUGCCUGACUUCGCGCGUUUGUAUGUAAUGUAUUGCGCCAAUACGUCCACGGCUUUCCACAUCUCGUCGACAGUUAAGUGUGCGGAAACAGUGAACGAUCUCGAUAUUUCGCCGCGGUUUAUCCAGAGGUCUGCAAAGUGGUCCUAAUCCUCUAAUCCAGGGGGUGGGUACCGGUCAGCAAUCCUCUAAUCUCAACAGGGUUGGACCACUUCUAAUUCCUAAUCCAGAAUGGUGGUCUUAUCCAUAUCCUAGGGGCGGGAUUGUAAAUCCUAAUCCUGGGGCCGGGUCCCAGUCCUAAUCCUGGGGCCGGACCGCACUCCUAAUAGUGAGGCUGGGGUCCCAAUCGUAAUCCUGUUGGUAAUGUCGUAAUCCUUAUCGUGGAGCUGUAUUGCAAUCGUAAUCGUGUGACUGGUUUGGUAACCUUAAUUUUGGCGGGGGGUCCCCGAAUGGUGCCGUGACAUACAGGCGCGAGGCGAUGGCUAUGCAAGUGCGUAUACAAAAAAGCAGGUACAUGAUGAAAUGAUGUAAAAGAGGAAACC
Volvox carteri f. nagariensis is the source of this 2705-nucleotide messenger RNA. RefSeq lists its product as uncharacterized. Bases 210 to 1877 code for a protein of 555 amino acids. Gene Ontology annotation, molecular function: glycosyltransferase activity. Lineage: Eukaryota; Viridiplantae; Chlorophyta; Chlorophyceae; Chlamydomonadales; Volvocaceae. The transcript has 8 exons. The record is from RefSeq and is a predicted model, not a curated record.